UAAUCGACCAAGGAGAAAAUACCAGCGUGAAAUGAGGUGCUUACUCUCAGUUAUCUUAGCCGUCCUCUUGAUCACGGCAGACGGCAAGGUUGUACCAAAUAGUGAUGUCGAAAAUCAGCAGACUGACACGCAACCUCUUCAAUUGUCCGAUCAUAUCAAAGAGGCGCAAGAUGUUAUUAAGAACUUGGGCACUCAGAUUCAACAGCAGCUAAACUUGCCAAACCAACAGGAGUUCCUCGAUACUUUUAAGGAGCAAAGCAGCAACUUACUCAACAAUGUCCAGACGUACCUCAAGAACAUGUCUGAUGAGAUCAAGACGAAGAGGCCUGGGUUGGAGGACUUUUGGACAAAUAUGAACAACAAACUGUCCGAAACGUUCAACAAUUUCAACUUCAAUCCUGAAACAACGGAGCAGAUAAAUCAGCUGCGUACCAAGUUUCAAGAGGGUGUUCAGACUCUCGUGACAGAAUCAGAGAACGCUGCUAAGACCAUCAACGAGAAUUCUAGCAAGGUUCAGGAAGGUAUCGCCAAGUUUACCAAACAAGCGAUCGACAUCGCCGUGCAGGCUUCGCAGAACUUGAGUAAUCAGUUGCAGCAGGCCACGACACCACAACCAGAAAAUUAAGGACUCCAAAUUAUUCCUACAAAUUAUUAGUAUGAGUGAUAUCUUGGAUAAAUUCGCGAGAGAUCAAAUUUCGCCAAAUCUGCGUAAUUUUCGUGUCGUGUUGUAAACAUACUUGAUAGCUGACGAAUAAUUAAUAAAAGUACUUAAUCGUUAUAACA
Cyphomyrmex costatus is the source of this 783-nucleotide messenger RNA. It is a transcript of the gene A4, whose product is annotated as apolipophorin-III-like protein. Gene Ontology annotation, biological process: lipid transport. Lineage: Eukaryota; Metazoa; Arthropoda; Insecta; Hymenoptera; Formicidae. Gene Ontology annotation, cellular component: extracellular region. The coding region runs from base 32 to 625 and encodes 197 amino acids. The record is from RefSeq and is a predicted model, not a curated record. The transcript is spliced from 2 exons. Gene Ontology annotation, molecular function: lipid binding.